Messenger RNA from Pelmatolapia mariae (spotted tilapia), 3977 nucleotides. RefSeq lists its product as uncharacterized. The record is from RefSeq and is a predicted model, not a curated record. The coding region runs from base 362 to 2587 and encodes 741 amino acids. Gene Ontology annotation, molecular function: deSUMOylase activity. Gene Ontology annotation, biological process: protein desumoylation; proteolysis. Gene Ontology annotation, cellular component: nucleus. Lineage: Eukaryota; Metazoa; Chordata; Actinopteri; Cichliformes; Cichlidae. The transcript has 10 exons.
CGCACCCCGAAGCCGUGACGCAAUCAACGAGCGACGACAGCUUUGAUUGUUGUUUGUGCAAAUCGUGGCCAGACAAAACUCAGUUUGUUGUUUGACUGACAAGGAGACCAUGGCGGUAUUAUAACACACAGAAAAGUGUCCAACCUGCACAUUCAUGUCUGCUGUCAUCAAUACCAUCUAUGGUUGGAAAAGCUUAAGAACAAUGGCAAAUUUACUGGCUAGAAGAACACCUAAAGGGAAGCGAGAGCAUAACAUCUAGAAAGGCUGUUAUACUGCCGGUCCAACAAACCAAAAGGGAAGCGAGGACAGGAGAGCAGAGAGCGGGUAUUGGGAUGGGGUUAAGAAGCCAAAGGAGGACGUCAUGGUUCACAGCGGCUCUGCUUCCCCAAUGAACACAACACCGUCAGCAUCACCUCAUUUAACUACAGCACCUCCUUUAGUCCCUCCGUCUGGAGGUACUACAGAUCAGGACCAAACCCAGUCCCCCGCUAAACUCCUCACCGCAGGCCUUACGUCCAACUCUGAUCUGACUCAGACCGGCACUCCUGCUGAUACAGAGCAGCCUGUUGUAGCUCCAGCCAAAGCGUUAAGUACUAAGUCAAGCCAGGAAUCAGUGUGGUCUUCUACACAGACACCAACACCUGUUCCCGGCCCAGUCAAUGGCCGCACAUCGGGCAGGAAGAGGACUCCAAAGUCCUGUGACUGUUGUGGCCCCAACAGCACGGGGCACAAUGUCAGAACCUCGGGGACAGGGAAGGGGAGAGGAAGAGGAAGGGUGGCCGGCAGGGACCCUGGGGUCACUCCUAAAAGGAAAGUGGACCAGCUGACGGAUAUCAAGAGCUUUGAUUUGACCAAGGGGGAAGUAAAUGAUGAAGAUAAGGUGCAAAUGCCUGUUGCACUGGCUAAUCCACAGUCACAUACGCCUGUUGCCAAGGCUGUCACCGUCCCCUUGCAGGAAGAAUCCCUAAGGAACUGUGUCAUUCCGGAGAAAGCAGAUGCGCAUAAAAAGGAGGAUGUGUUGAUAGACAGCUCCGCAGCGUCUGAUGUAGUAGAAAAAAGAGGUGGGGAUUACAAGAGCGCAGAUGUCCGAUUGAUAGGUACUGUGGGCGGGGGGUCACUAGUGGUUAGAGGUCAAGGAAGGGGAAUGAUGAAAGCCACAAGCGCAUCGAAUAUGGAAGUUAACACUGAAAUUAAAAAGGGAGAUACAGGUGGUGCUGCUGUCUGUUCUAAAACCGAGGCCUUGGCUCCGUCAGUGGUGCAGAGGGAAAUUCAAGAUGCACACAUGCACCACGGGGACCAGAAUGACCCCAGCUCAGUUAAUUGUCCACUUAGAAACGGCGACACGGUAGACCUGUCUGACACCGAUGAAGAAGGAGAGGAAAACAACAUGAUAGUGACCGAACCUGGAAACAUACAGCUGUCCAUCUCAUGGCAGUCAGGCCCCGCUUCAAGAUCAGGAACAACUCAGGACCUUGACUCUGAGAUGCAGGUGGAUCAAGUCCCCGACAGAACAGACAGAGUUGCUUUAUUGGUAGCGCUGUCCAAUGGAAACGUUAUAGCACCAACAGACCACAACCGUGGAUCUACAACUAUGGAGGUGGAAAGUUCUCGUCCGGCUGCGGUUCCUCCACCAGACUACUGCCCUGUUACAGUGAGCAGCAUCCAACAUGGCUGGGCAUUAAGUGACCACAGACUGUAUUGUCAGCCUGGCACCUGGGAGAAAGACCAGAUGGAUGAAAUGAUGCACGAGAAUCGGUCAGAAAACACAGAUGGAACGACGCAGCAUCAAGAGAGUCUGGAGCAGCUUACUGAUACCAUCCAUGAGUUUCUGGAGAGCUUCUAUAUAAAAUACGGCAGUUUCAUUCCUCUCAGUGAAUCUGAUGUCCGGGAACACCUGAAGAAGGAGAGCAAGUGUGACCUCAGCAACAGUGGGUUGGACAUCAAAAGGGAGAUGUCUCGGUACAAGUCGGGCCUGUCUUCUGCUCCUGUUGCAGGCUUCAUGGUCACGUAUAAUAAACACACACUAAGGCUGGAGGACCUCGGCACACUGGAGGAACAGAAUUGGCUCAAUGAUCAGAUUAUCAACAUGUAUGGAGAACUCAUUAUGGAGGCUACGGAGCACAAGGUUCAUUUUUUCAACAGCUUUUUCCACAAGCAGCUUGUGGCCAAAGGUUACGAUGGCGUGAAGAGAUGGACUAAGAAAGUCGACUUGUUCUCCAAGUGGCUGUUGCUAAUUCCCAUCCAUUUAGAAAUCCACUGGUCCCUCGUCACGGUCACCAUGGCGACCAAAACCAUCAGCUACUAUGACAGCCAAGGCAUCGUGUUCAGACACACCACAGAUAACAUUAUGAAGUACCUUCAGUCUGAAGCAAGAGAGAAGAAACAGACAGCUUUCCAGAAAGGCUGGAAGAUUACUAUAAUCAAGGGUAUUCCUCAGCAGAAAAACGACAGCGACUGUGGGGUAUUUGUCCUUGAGUACUGCCGCCGCCUCUCUGUGAAGCAGCCGCUGCUGUUCAGUCAGGACGACAUGCCUCGCAUUCGCAAGAGAAUCUACAAGGAGCUGUGCGACCGUCGUCUCAACGACUGAACGACCGAUUAUCGGCCGCCUUCGCUCACUGACUUGCUCGCCUGGUUACACGUGAUGGUCUGUCCGAGUGUGUCAGAUGGCCUUUUUCACUGACGGCCAGUUACAUAAGCUAACACAACCUGGCCAUCUGUUUUCCAGGGAGUCCUAACUGCCCAUCUGCCUGCCCGACUGAAAGCUGAGCGGCUGUCUUUUGGGACUUUCGGUCACUUUUGGAGUUCAAUUACAGUCUUGUAGCUCAGCAGAUUUGUUUUUUAGACUCGCAAAUUUUCAAGAACUACUGACGUGGCCCCCUACUGACCUGUACGCUUAGGGUUGUUUCAGCUUUCUACAGCUACCACCUUCAGAGGAUUUUUUUCCGAGACCCCUCCCUUUAAAGAAGCGACUGAACACUUAAUGUCGACUGAAGAAACAAGUGUUACAUCAGCCCGGACCAAUAGGAAGGACCUUUAAUCCUACAUGGAGUGGCCUUAAUGCUAGAUGGCCAUUUUAAACUGAAUGACAGUUUUAACCAUUUGUUUUAUGCUGGACUCCCCAGCAGCGUCACACUCGCAGUCACGUGCAUGUUCUACAACAUGUUAAUAAAGCUAACGUAUGAGUGACAGUGGACCAGACGUUCACUUAAAACUUGAAGGUUGGAGUUGGUUUCGUUCUCUUGGACUAGACGAGAUAUUUGCACGGUUAGAGGCCAAUGAAGUCUAGAAUUUCAGCUGAAUGUACCAUCCAUGUUUUCUUCUUUGCACCACAUGGGCUAAUGGCUUGAAACAGGGAGAGUUUAGUUUUUUGUUUUUUCGAGUAAAGUUUCAGGUUUUUGAGACUUUAUCCCAGCUGAUACCUUAAUAAAAUUCCAGGUUUUGAAUCAUGUUAUCUUUUUAGUUUGACUUUUCCCCCUGUUUUUUCUAUGACCUUAUGAUAAGUUAGUUUCAAAGUGGACUUUUCCAGACAUUUUUGCAAAAAUAAAUCAUGUCUUCGUACUAUAUCAUUUAAACCCAUCAGAUUUUCGUGCUUUUCAGUAAAUCUGCAGUUGAGCUACCCAGCUAGCUGCUGAUCUAAGGACCAGGGUGGAUUCUCCAGCAUUAGUGUCCCUGCUUCAUACGGAUGCAUUAACACAGAUGAGGAAAGUUGUGGUUACAGAGCGGCUUUCGAACAGAGAAACAAGUAGACCUCAGUUAUUUUCAUUCAGCUGUUUUUUUCCGACCUGGAUUUAGUUGUUAUAUUCAAUUAUGUGUAUUUACAGAUUGUAUUGUUCCUUUUUCUGGCCUACUACUGUAUGUGCUUGCUCUGGCUAAGAACCACAGUGGUUUCUGGACUGUUUUUAUUGUUGUUAUUAAAAGGCCAAUACUGCUGGAAACACUGCUGCAUGAUUUCCUGUAAUUUAUUUGCAAGAAAAAAG